UUCGCCUAAACAAAACGCUUCCUCUCCUCCUCCUCUCCCCUCCCCCCCUUUCCCCAAUUUCUAGGGUUUCUCCUCGAACCCCUGCGAUCGCCAUGAAGAUCACAUCGCUCCUCGUCCUAAAAUGCUCCGGCGAUUCCUCUUCCUCCUCCGCGGCGGCGCCGGACCCGGUGGUGCUCGCCAACGCCUCCGACGUGAGCCACUUCGGCUACUUCCAGCGCACCGCCGCCAAGGAGUUCAUCCUCUUCGUCGCCCGCACCGUCGCCAAGCGCACCCCUCCCGGCCAACGCCAAUCCGUUCAACACGAGGAAUACAAGGUUCACUCUUACAAUAAAAAUGGUCUUUGUGCUUUGGCAUUUAUGGACGAUCAUUAUCCUGUGCGAAGUGCAUUUUCUCUUCUAAACAAGGUACUAGAUGAAUAUCAAAAAACUUUUGGUGAAUCGUGGAGAAGUGCUCAAACAGAUUCCACUCAACCAUGGCCAUAUUUAACUGAGGCUUUAACGAAAUUUCAGGAUCCUGCUGAGGCUGACAAGCUGCUGAAAAUUCAGAGGGACUUGGAUGAAACCAAAAUUAUCCUUCACAAGACCAUCGACAGUGUCCUCGCGCGAGGAGAGAGAUUGGAUAGCCUAGUUGAAAAGAGUUCAGACCUAAGUGCUGCCUCCCAGAUGUUCUACAAGCAGGCUAAGAAGACGAAUUCGUGCUGUUCGAUACUUUAGGUAUGAGGGGUAAAACCAUUUUAGAGUUCGAGUUUGUGUGUGUAUUUGUGGUCUCUUUUAUAAUAUAGAUCUAAUCCUAUGAAAUGCUGUUAUAUUUUCUUGGUGUUAUCCAUUGAAUUGUUUGAUAAAUCUAUAUAUGCCAUACCAUUUCCUUUUUAAUUCUUUGUAAGCAACAUAUUAUUGGAGUCUAAUGAUAAAUAUCUACGAGUUUUUCUUUUUUUUUU
Ananas comosus (pineapple) is the source of this 937-nucleotide messenger RNA. Its product is annotated as VAMP-like protein YKT61. The coding region runs from base 93 to 713 and encodes 206 amino acids. Gene Ontology annotation, cellular component: membrane; Golgi apparatus. Lineage: Eukaryota; Viridiplantae; Streptophyta; Magnoliopsida; Poales; Bromeliaceae. The record is from RefSeq and is a predicted model, not a curated record. The transcript is spliced from 6 exons. Gene Ontology annotation, molecular function: SNAP receptor activity. Gene Ontology annotation, biological process: endoplasmic reticulum to Golgi vesicle-mediated transport.